CCAGGAUUCCGCGGGUUGAAGGAGCGUGCUGUCACCGGACGCAAACUGCAAUUCCCAGAAUUCCGCGAGACAAGGAGGUGGGUCUGGCCUCGGGCUCAGGAAGCUGAACUCAAGAGCCUGCGCACGUGCACAGGUGACGCGCGGACUCGCCAGCUGGGCAGGCGCACGGAGGCCACCUGCGAGCCCCGCGGCGGCUGACCAGACGGCGCGGCGGAGCCUGCACUCCCUGCCUGGACCUCCACGGCUCAGAGUGGGCGGCGGUGGCGGGUUCGGCCAAAGCCAGCUCCUCGGAGGGCCGGCCUGGAAGCUUCAGCCUCGCGGAGCCCGGCUGCGGGGUGCAGGCCUCUGCUGGUCCUCCGGGUGCCUGCAGGGAUGGGUAAAGCCCGCCAGGCCCGAGGUGCUUUCCAGGGGCCGUCGUCUCACUAGGGCCUCACUGCGGCGCUAGGAUGCACCUCUCGGCGGUGCUCAACGCCCUCCUGGUGCCGGUGCUGGCAGCCGUGCUGUGGAAGCACGUGAGGCUGCGCGAGCACGCGGCCUCCCUGGAGGAGGAGCUGGCCCUCAGCAGCCGAGCCCCGGAGCCCGCCCCCGCCAUGCGGAUCGACUACGCGAAGGCCCUGCAGAUCCUGACGGAGGGUGGCACGCACAUGGUGUGCACCGGCCGCACGCACACCGACCGCCUCUGCCGCUUCAAGUGGCUCUGCUACUCCAGCGAGGCCGAGGAGUUCAUCUUCUUCCACGGCAACGCCUCCGUGAUGCUGCCCAGCCUGGGCUCCCGGCGCUUCCAGCCGGCCCUGCUCGACCUGUCCACCGUGGAGGACCACAACACCCAGUACUUCAACUUCGUGGAGCUGCCGGCCGCCGCCCUGCGCUUCAUGCCCAAGCCGGCGUUCGUGCCUGACGUGGCCCUCAUCGCCAACCGCUUCAACCCCGACAACCUCAUGCACGUCUUCCACGACGACCUGCUGCCCCUCUUCUACACCCUGCGGCAGUUCCCCGGCCUGGCCCGCGAGGCCCGGCUCUUCUUCAUGGAGGGCUGGGGCGAGGGCGCCCACUUUGACCUCUACAAGCUGCUCAGCCCCAAGCAGCCCCUCCUGCGGGCGCAGCUGAAGGCCCUGGGCCGGCUGCUCUGCUUCUCCCAUGCCUUCGUGGGCCUCUCCAAGAUCACCACCUGGUACCAGUACGGCUUCGUCCAGCCCCAGGGCCCGAAGGCCAACAUCCUCGUCUCGGGCAACGAGAUCCGGCAGUUUGCCAGGUUCCUGACGGAAAAGCUGAACGUGAGCCACGCAGGCAGCCCCCUGGGCGAGGAGUACCUCCUGGUGUUCACCCGCACCCACAACAGACUCAUCCUGAAUGAGGCGGAGCUGCUGCUGGCACUGGCCCAGGAGUUUCAGAUGAAGACCGUGACGGUGUCCCUGGAGGACCACGCCUUCGCAGACGUGGUGCGGCUGGUCAGCAACGCCUCCAUGCUGGUCAGCAUGCACGGGGCCCAGCUGGUCACUGCCCUCUUCCUGCCCCGCGGGGCAGCCGUGGUGGAGCUCUUUCCCUACGCCGUCAACCCUGACCACUACACCCCCUAUAAGACACUGGCCACGCUGCCCGGCAUGGACCUCCAGUACGUAGCCUGGCGGAACACGUUGCCAGAGAACACGGUCACGCACCCAGAGCGGCCCUGGGACCAGGGGGGCAUCAGCCACCUAGACCGGGCCGAGCAGGCCCGGAUCCUGCAAAGCCGGGAGGUCCCGCGGCACCUCUGUUGCCGGAACCCUGAGUGGCUCUUCCGAAUCUACCAGGACACCAAGGUGGACAUCCCGUCGCUCAUCCAAACCAUACGGCGCGUGGUGAAGGGCCGGCCGGGGCCGAGGAAGCAGAAGUGGACGGUCAGUUUGUACCCCGGCAAGGUGCGGGAGGCGCGGUGCCAGGCGUCGGUGCAGGGCGCCUCCGAGGCCCGCCUCACCGUCUCCUGGCAGAUCCCGUGGAACCUCAAGUACCUGAAGGUGAGGGAGGUGAAGUACGAGGUGUGGCUCCAGGAGCAGGGGGAGAACACCUACGUGCCUUACAUCCUGGCCCUGCAGAACCACACCUUCACCGAGAACAUCAAGCCCUUCACUACCUACCUGGUGUGGGUCCGCUGCAUCUUCAACAAGACCCUCCAGGGACCCUUUGCAGACGUGCUGGUGUGCAACACGUAGCGAGCGGUCCGGCCAGGCCUCGGGAGGGUGGCUACUCAGGCUUGGUGUCCCUGGGCGCCCCAGCUCCCAGGGGUGGCUUCUGGGAAUUAUUUAUUUAUUGAGCAGGCCUGUGUCUCGGGUCAUCUUGUUGCCUCGGAGGUGUGGGGUUCUCAGCGCGCCUCUUUGCACAGGUGUGAUGGUACCUCCCCACCCGUUUCUCUCAUCCUGAGCGCCCAUACCCUGGAGAAGGUCCUUGAGGGGAGGAGGAAGAGGAGAGUAAGAAUCCCAGAGAACCUCUUUGGCUAAGUGAUCAUGCUGUUUCCUACGGCAUCUUUCUGGUUGGUGUCGGGUUUCUGGAAACUGCUAGUAAUUGUGGUCGUUUGGGUGGGUGGUACAUCAGCUUCCGUCAUCAUGAAAUUCACCUGUAGCCCCAUGAAGUGUGUGUUUGGAACAUUGAUUAAAUGAUUAUAAACAUC
Molecule: messenger RNA, 2644 nt
Organism: Orcinus orca (killer whale)
Lineage: Eukaryota; Metazoa; Chordata; Mammalia; Artiodactyla; Delphinidae
Gene: POMGNT2
Product: protein O-linked mannose N-acetylglucosaminyltransferase 2 (beta 1,4-)
Exons: 2
Coding region: 447-2189 (580 amino acids)
Biological process (GO): protein O-linked glycosylation via mannose
Cellular component (GO): endoplasmic reticulum
Molecular function (GO): protein O-acetylglucosaminyltransferase activity; protein binding
Source: RefSeq, a predicted model, not a curated record